This is a messenger RNA of Brassica napus (rape), 483 nucleotides long. RefSeq lists its product as uncharacterized. The transcript has a single exon. The record is from RefSeq and is a predicted model, not a curated record. NCBI's taxonomy places the organism in Eukaryota, Viridiplantae, Streptophyta, Magnoliopsida, Brassicales, Brassicaceae. Gene Ontology annotation, molecular function: nucleic acid binding; RNA-DNA hybrid ribonuclease activity. Bases 1 to 483 code for a protein of 160 amino acids.
AUGCAGGAGCUUUCCGCAACUAGAUGGAGAUGUCAAACUGAUGCAUCUUGGAUAAACGAAAGAGACAGAGUCGGGAUGGGCUUCGUACUGCUGGAGGACGGCAUACCGACUCUAUUUGGAGCACAUGGACUUCACGCCGCCAUAUCCCCUCUCCACACCGUAGCCGAAGGGCUACUGUGGGCUAUGCAGGAAGUGCUGAGGCAAGGAACGAAAGCGGUAUGUUUUGAGUCCGAUUGUGAACAACUGAUUAAGCUGAUAAGGGAUAACGUAGACUGGCCUGCAAUGGCAUCUGAAUUAGACGAGAUUAAAGCUUUAUCGGCUGAGUUUAUCGACUUCUCUAUUGUAUACAUUCCAAGAUCUCUGAAUAUCCGUGCUGACUCUCUUGCCAAAAGGGGAAGAUCACACAUUUUCGGAUCCUCGUUCGUCAACUGCUUUGCACCAAGUUGGCUAGCUACACACGCUGGCCAAGAGGUUGCUAACUAG